Messenger RNA from Musa acuminata subsp. malaccensis (wild Malaysian banana), 3206 nucleotides. NCBI's taxonomy places the organism in Eukaryota, Viridiplantae, Streptophyta, Magnoliopsida, Zingiberales, Musaceae. The record is from RefSeq and is a predicted model, not a curated record.
UUCGCCGCGCCUCCCAAAAUCUUCUCUUUUAACCCCCACCAACCCCCCCACCCCCGGUGAUUUGAAUCGGUCUGCGGAAGCGACUCAUCCAAGAUCGAACGCUUCGACGAAUUAGACGGCGAAGGAAUCUUUUUAUUUCGGGUUCUUUUGUGGACGCAUUGGUCGGGGGAUUUCUUGGUGGAGUUGGGUCGGAGAGAUUCUAAGGGGGUCGGUGUCUUCUUUGAUGGGCCAAGAACAACUCUGGUUUGGUGGGAUUUAAUAGCCGCCUGGACAGGUUUGCAGAGUUGGCGAGAGGUCUGUGCAGCCGGGUUGGAGUGGGAUCAUGCGGUGAAACGGGGGAAAUUUUGGCCAGUUAUUCUUUUUUUCUUGGCCCUUUGCAAUUGGAUUAGGGUUUCGGGAGGACUGGGAGAAAGGGGUGGCUUAAGGCACUUUGAACAGGCAGAUGGUAGAUGUAAUUUUCUUCAACAGAAAGCAGCAUGAAUGGUAAGAAAUGAGUAAAGAGACAAGGAAUUUUCUCAUCUUCUAAGGAACACAAUGAAGUGUUUGUGUUCGGAUGAUCAAUUGCGAGUAGAUGAAAUGGUUCAAUCGUCUGGGUCCCUGGCCACCAAGGACUGCUUGCCUGGCCAUUAUUCAUGUCGAAAUGGUAAGGUUGAGCGGAGGGUUGACACUGUAAACAUUGAAGAAGCUGAAUCAUCUCUCCGUGAAGGUCUUUGCUUAAAUGAUGAGGAAGCAAGAGCCUUGCUUGGAAGGAUAGAAUAUCAGAGAGGAAAUGUAGAAGCUGCACUUCAUGUUUUUGAUGGAAUAGAUCUUUCUUCAGUAGCUCCUAAGAUCAAAGCUGCUAUUGCUGAAAGAAUGGAACGCCCCAAGUGUCACUCAAAAUGGGAUGCACGAACAAUGUCCAUACAUGCAAUAAGCUUACUUGUUGAAGCAGUAUAUCUGAAAGCAAGAGCUCUACAAGAUCUUGGAAGGUUUAAAGAAGCUGCUCAAUCAUGCAGCAUUUUUCUGAACUCUAUAGAGUCUGCGUUACAUGAUGGCUUGCCAGGGAACUUUAUUACUGAUAAUAAAUUACAGGAGAUAGUGUGCAAGGCAGUUGAGUUGCUUCCGGAGCUAUGGAAACUGGCUGGAUUUCCUCAUGAAGCCAUCUCAACUUACCGAAGGGCCCUACUUGGACACUGGAAUCUUGAUGAUGUUACCAUGGCAAAGAUACAAAAAGAAUUUGCUAUCUUUCUUCUUUAUGGAGGCUGUGAUGCUAGCCCUCCAAACCUUCACUCUCAAAUGGAUGGUGCAUUUAUACCUAGGAACAACAUGGAAGAGGCAGUUCUUCUGUUAAUAAUUCUUUUGCGGAAAGUUUCUCUUAGGAGAAUUGAGUGGGAUUCAUCUAUCAUCGAUCAUCUGUCUUUUGCACUAUCUAUAUGUGGGCAGCUUAGUUCUCUGGCCGGUCAGGUAGAAGGGUUAUUACCUGGUGUCCUAGGUAUGAAAGAACAAUACUAUACCUUAGCCUUAUGUUACUUAGGAGAAAAUGAUGACCUUACGGCUCUGAAUUUGCUGAGAAAGCUACUGAAUGCUACGGAUCCAGAUUGUGUAAAAGCAUUGAUACUUGCUGCUAAAGUUUGUGGUGAGAAUACUUCUUGUGCAGAGGAAGGUGUUUCCUUUGCACGCAGGGCACUCACCAACUUGCAUGGUUGCUGUGAUCAAAUUGAAAGUGUAACUAAUUGUUUACUUGGUAUCUCACUUUCAGCUCAGGCUAGAUCUUCUUCCUCUGAUUCAGAAAGAGUUUCAAGGCACUCUGAGGCACUUGAGGUGCUUGAAAAAACUGAAAGAACGAUCCAUGGAAAAGACUGUAAAACCAUAUUCAAUCUCAGCUUAGAACAUGCUGAACAAAGAAAGUUGGAUGCAGCACUUCGUUAUGCCAAACAGCUUCUGAAACUAGAAGCUGGCUCAAAUGUAGAUGCGUGGAUCCUUUUGGCACGAAUAUUAACUGCCCAGAAGCGGUUUGUUGAUGCUGAGACCAUUAUCAAUGCUGGUUUGGAGCAAACAGGAAAGUGGGACCAGGGAGAACUACUGCAAACUAAAGCUAAAAUUCAGAUUGCAAAGGGACAAAUGAAGAAUGCUAUUGAGACAUAUACUCAUCUUCUUGCCAUAAUUCAGUUGAGGACUAAGAGUUUUAAUUAUGGACUAAUGUCAUUGAAGGGUGGAAAAAGUGAGAGAAGUUUGGAAAUCCAGACGUGGCAUGAUCUGGCUAAUGUCUACAUAAGCAUGUCACUGUGGAGGGAGGCUGAAAUUUGCCUAUCUAAUUUGAAGGCUAUUUGUCCUUAUUCUGCUUUAAGAUGGCACACUACUGGACAGCUAUAUGAAGCAAAAGGUCUCCUUCAAGAAGCUCUAGGGGCAUAUGCUAAAGCAUUGGAUAUAGAGCCAGCCCAUGUCCCAAGCUUGGUCUCAAGAGCAAUUGUUCUUAGACAUCUUGGUGAUUGGUCAUUGGAUGUCAUUAGGAGCUUAUUGACUGAUGCACUUCGGCUGGACCGGACUAACCAUAUUGCUUGGUUUAAUCUAGGUUUAAUUUAUAAAGCUGAAGGUGCCAGAUCAGCACUUGAGGCUGCGGAGUGUUUUCAGACUGCUGCUUUUCUUAAAGAGACUGCACCGGUUGAACCCUUCAGAUGAGGUUUUUUGGAGUAAUCAACUCUUACAUACCGGCAUAUGAUACGUUGGUAAUGACCGGUACAUACCAGUCCAGCUAUUGACCGGCACCACUGGUCGGACCAAGAUGUCAAACCUUGGAUAAAACAGUAAUAUAUUGGUUGGUCUAUGGACAUUGUUAAUAACAGAAGCUUGGUGCUUAUGAGCUGAAUGUUCCCUUUGUUUUGGCGCAUGAAUUCUGUCAAAUAUGUUGUGGAAAUAUGCAUUAUUACUUGGGAGCAUGCAAGCUUAAAAUUUAUUCCUUAUGAAAUACAUGAAGGCAAGAGGAGAUCAUCUAUAAUUCCUUGGCAAUGCUGCUUUCAGUACUAUGUACACAUUGUCUAGGUUUGAGAAGAGAAGUUGACCAAAAACACAAACCACUUGUCCAAACAUGCAUUUGUAGGGUGUGGUUUAAUGGGGCAACUGGCAAGUGGCAUCAUCCGUCAACUUAAGCUUCGCAAAGGCUCUGGGGGGUGGAAUGGAGAUAUGGUGUUCACUGUAAUCUUAUACUUCUGGUGGUUUUUUAUCAUCUU